AUGGGCCUGGAGAAGUUCUACCGAGAAGAUCAUGCCUUCUACAAGGUCAUAAUUGGCGAUUUCAACGCCAAGAUUGGCCCAAGAAGAACGCCGGAGGAACUUCACAUCGGGACCCACGGCCUACAAUGGAAUGAACAGGGGGAGAGGUUCUCCGAGUUCAUCAUGACGACUAAGACUAUCCAUGGGAACUCGCAAUUCCAGAAGCCCUCCUCUCUACGCUGGACGUGGGAGUCACCCGGUGGAGGAUACCGUAAUGAAAUUGACCACAUCAUCGUCAAUAAAAGGUUCUGCCUGACGGACGUCGCUGUUGUACCAAAGUUCUAUACGGGAUCGGACCAUCGCCUCCUCCGAGGAAGAUUUUCCUUCACAAGGAGAGCAGAGAAAGCCGCAAAGUUCAGAGAGAGAAAUCCCAAGACUACCAUCAACUGGGAUCUCUUCGCUACGCUAGCCGGCUUUUGGGAAGAUUCCGCAAUGGACAACAUCGACGAGGAAUUAGACCGGCUCGUUGAACACCUUCGCGACUGCACGAGGAAGGAGAGAAGAGCAGAAGUGCUGGCUGAAGCUGCAGAGGUGGGUAAAAUCAUCCGCUAUGCCAGUCGAGACUUCGCCAGUCACAAGACGAGGAUGACUGCUCUCCGGAGCCCAAAGGGAACAGCCAUUGCAUCGAGAAGGGGGAUGGAGAAAAUCAUCUACGACUUCUACUCUGAUCUCUUCGACAUGAUUGAAAAAGUCUUGGAUGAAGGACAGUCAUGCGAGCAAGCAGGGUUUCGAAAAGGAUUCAGCACGAUUGACCACAUUCACACUGUUUCGAAACUCAUCGAGGUAUCACGAGAGUACAAGAUGCCGCUCUGUCUCACCUUCAUCGACUUAAAGAAGGCCUUCGACUCAGUUGAGACGGAAGCGGUCGUGGAAGCCUUGGACAACCAAGGCGUCCCUACUCAGUACAUAAAGGUGCUUCGAGAGUUGUGCAGUAACUUCACGACCGGAAUUUCGAUACUCUACAAAAAUUUCGUCUUUGACAUGAGGAGGGGGGUCCGACAGGAUGAUACAAUUUCACCCAAAAUAUUCACAGCCACCCUCGAGAACGCAAUGCGAAAGUUGGAAUGGGACGACAUGGGAGUGAAGGUUGAUGGUCGGCAGCUACACCAUUUACGCUUUGCUGAUGACAUCGUACUGAUAACACCUAGCAUCAGCCAAGCGGAACGAAUGCUGACCGAAUUCGACGAAACAUGUGGAUGCAUCGGUCUUCAGCUGAAUCUACAAAAGACGAUGUUCAUGCGGAACGGAUGGGUUUCGGAUGCCCCAUUCACGCUCAACGGAACGAACAUAUCCGAAUGCACCAGCUACGUUUACCUGGGUCGGGAACUGAACAUGAUGAACGACCUGAUCCCCGAGCUGGGCAGGAGGAGACGAGCGGCUUGGGGAGCGUACAAGAGCAUCGAGGAUGUAGUGAAGAAGACCAGGAACACCCGGCUCCGUGCUCACCUCUUCAACACCACCGUACUUGCUGCUUUGACCUAUGCUUCGGAAACCUGGACAUUUCGCAAGCAGGAGGAAAACGCGCUGAGCGUCAUUGAACGCGCAAUUGAGAGAGUGAUGCUAGGAGUAUCCCGUUUCACGCAAGUGAGGGACGGGAUUCGAAGUUCUCUCCUACGUCAACGAUCGAAGAUUAGAGACGCCGCCGUGUUUGCCAAGGAAAGUAAAAUAAGGUGGGCCGGACACGUGAUGCGCUUUGAUGACAACCGUUGGACCAGAGCCGUGAGCGACUGGGUUCCCCGCGAUAUUAAGCGCACUACAGGAAGACCGCUGACCCGAUGGUUAGAUUUCUUCACGGAGUCCUUCAAAGAAAAAUAUGAUGCUCUUCGUGUCCCACGCGAAAGGUGGAACCACUGGGCUACUCUGGCACGCGAUCGGGACAAAUGGAAGGAUUACUGGCGCCCGCUCGACCAGUUCGAAGAUCAACGGGAGUCAAGGUGA
Molecule: messenger RNA, 1977 nt
Organism: Necator americanus (New World hookworm)
Lineage: Eukaryota; Metazoa; Nematoda; Chromadorea; Rhabditida; Ancylostomatidae
Exons: 3
Coding region: 1-1977 (658 amino acids)
Molecular function (GO): catalytic activity
Source: RefSeq, a predicted model, not a curated record